Hypoxylon fragiforme is the source of this 1915-nucleotide messenger RNA. RefSeq lists its product as uncharacterized. The record is from RefSeq and is a predicted model, not a curated record. The transcript has a single exon. NCBI's taxonomy places the organism in Eukaryota, Fungi, Ascomycota, Sordariomycetes, Xylariales, Hypoxylaceae. Bases 458 to 1567 code for a protein of 369 amino acids.
UAACUUGAACCUUUAAUGAUCUUUUCUUUCUAUCGCGAAAUGCGCUUUUUGCAUCUUUUUGAUACAACUAUAUUGCGAUUGCAUUGCUUAUGAUUUUGGUACCUUCUUACGCUUUGUUCAAGUUGGUUUUUGCUCUCUGAGUUAGAUCUUUAUACCCAACAUUGAAGUAUUUAUUGUACAAGCAAAAGCACAAGCACAAGCACAAGCCACAAGCAGCAUUGAACAAGCAACAAGUAUAUCGAAAUCCCCCUCCUUCCCCCUUAGAUCGAUAAUAGAGGCCGCAUUUCGGCAUUUUUGUCUUGUCUCCCUUCUUCGCUCCCUACCUACAAUUUAACCUACCUAUUAUCUACCUACCUACUUAGGCAUAUACCUACACUUGCAUUUCUAUACAUCCAAUCAAUCCACAUACCCAAAUAACAAACAACACCCAAAAGAAACAUCCCCCCAAUCAUCCACAAUGAGCGCCACCGAAAUCGAGGCCGUCGUGCCAACCUCCACGUCCGCGGACCUUCCCUCCGGGGACCCGGUGCCCGACUCCUCCGCCCCCGUCCCGGCACCCAAGCCGGAGCCCCUCCCCUCCAUCCCCUCCUCCCUCCCCAUCGCCGCCUACCUCGCCGCCGCCCCCUCCCACGCCGACGCCUUCCUCGCCCACCUCCAGCGCUGUCUGCAGACCCCCUCGGGAAUCGACACCACCCUGCUCUUCCUCUGCUACGGCUCCCGCCUCGGCGCCUCCCUCCUCGAGUCCCUGCUCACCCGCCCCGCCAUCCACCGCAGCGCCCAGCGAUUCAUCGCUAUUGCUGCGAGCUUGCCGCCCUCGGCUACGUUAGUUUUCGCGGGCAAGGCGGCGCUGUUCCCCUCGCAGAGCGCGCUGGUGGCGGGCGCGUUGAGCGCGGUCAAGAGGCUCAGGGCGCUGAGCGGGAUGUUGACGGAGGCGAGGACGUUCCUGAGGCUGUGGGGGCUGCUGAAUAUGUAUUUCUGGCUGCGGAGGCUCGUCGUCAAGCGGUGGGCGCGGCGGCAGCAGGCGAAGAAGGCGGAUAGCGAGAGCAAGGAGAUCGAGAAGAGUAGUGGUGGUGUAGCGGAGAAAGACGACGACGGCAUCGAGACGGCCAUCUCCUGGGUCCAAGUCACAACGGGCAUCGUCUUCCAGGCCCUCGAGAACGGCGCCUUCCUCUCCGCCAAGGGCGUGCUGGGGUGGUCCCCCGCGACGCAGAAGAAGGCUUCCCUGUGGAGCGCCCGCUUCUGGGCCGCCUUCGUCGGCGUCGAGAUCGGCCGCCUCUUCUACGAGUCCCGCAAGCGCGGGCGCCGCUCCCGCGCCGAGAAGUUCGGCAUCACCACUGCCCCCGACGGCACCAGCGUCCAGCAGAAGACGGCGGCGGAGGUGCAGCGGGAGGAGCAGGAGUGGAGCGACACGUGGGCGAAGAGCUUGACGAGGAACUUGGCGUGGGCGCCGCUUACGGUACACUGGAGCACGGAGGGGGGGUUGCUGAGUGAGUUGGCGGUGGGCGCGAUCGCGACGGUGCCGGGGGUUAUUCAGAUGCGGGAUUUGUGGAGGAGGACGGCUGAGUAAGAGUGGAAUGGAUGGAUGUUGGAUGUUGGAUAAGAAAAGAAAAGAAAGGGGAGAAGGGGAGAGGGAGAGAGAUGUGAACGUGUGUGUGUGUGUGUGUACACAAAAUAGAAGACCAGCCGGUUUUUUAUUUUUAUUUUUUCUAUUUUCAGGGAGCCUCGAUGAUGUUGAUGCGUCGGGGCUUUUGUAACGAAUGAGUGUAGAGAUGUAGGGAUGACGAAGGAAGAAGAAAAGAGAAGAAAAGAAAAGAAAGGAAAGGAAAGGAAGAUAUCAGGAGGCUCUUUUGAUUAUUUUCUUUUUUAGUUACCUAGGUACUAAAGGUUUAUUCUACUGUUGUUGUUGUUGUUGUUG